This is a messenger RNA of Struthio camelus australis, 6173 nucleotides long. The record is from RefSeq and is a predicted model, not a curated record. Lineage: Eukaryota; Metazoa; Chordata; Aves; Struthioniformes; Struthionidae.
UGAUUUCUUAGGUGGUGGCCUUAGGAGAUGUGCCCGAUGGGACGCUGGUAACAGUAAUGGCUGGGAACGACGAAAAUUACUCCGCAGAACUCAGAAAUGCAACAGCUGCCAUGAAAAACCAAGUCGCAAGGUUCAAUGACCUCAGAUUUGUGGGUAGAAGUGGAAGAGGGAAAAGCUUCACACUGACUAUCACAGUCUUCACAAAUCCACCCCAAGUAGCCACAUACCACAGAGCCAUCAAGAUAACAGUGGAUGGACCUCGCGAACCCAGAAGACAUCGUCAGAAAAUAGAUGAGCAGACAAAGCCGGGGAGCUUGUCCUUUUCAGAGCGCCUGAGUGAACUGGAGCAGUUGCGGCGUACGGCCAUGAGGGUCAGCCCACAUCACCCAGCCCCCACACCUAACCCACGAGCUUCCUUGAACCACACCACUGCUUUUAACCCUCAGCCUCAGAGUCAGAUUCAGGAUACAAGGCAAGUACAGCCAUCUCCGCCGUGGUCCUAUGACCAGUCCUACCAGUACUUGGGCUCCAUUGCAGCGCCUUCAGUGCACCCUGCCACUCCGAUAUCCCCCGGGCGGGCUAGCGGCAUGACGUCCCUCACUGCAGAGCUUUCAAGCCGGCUGUCAAGUGCUUCAGACUUGACUGCGUUCAGUGACCCCAGGGUAGGAAUUGAUCGCUCAUUCUCCACUCUUCCCUCAAUUUCUGAUCCGCGGAUGCACUACCCAGGAGCAUUCACCUACACUCCAACACCCGUCAGUUCAGGGAUAGGAAUCGGUAUGUCUGCCAUGUCCACGGCUACAAGAUACCACACGUAUCUCCCACCUCCAUAUCCUGGUUCAUCUCAGGCCCAGGGCAGCCCGUUCCAGACCAGCUCACCUUCUUACCACCUCUAUUACGGGACCUCUGCGGGGUCGUAUCAGUUCUCCAUGAUCUCUGGGGGAGACCGGUCCCCGCCACGUAUCCACCCACCUUGCACCAAUGCUUCCACGGGAUCGACACUCCUCAACCCCAACCUUCCAAACCAAAGCGAUGUGGUCGAGGCAGAAGGGAGCCACAGCAACUCCCCUACUAACAUGGGUACCACAGCGAGGCUAGAGGAGGCAGUAUGGCGACCAUAUUGAAUGAAUUUUAAGUAGUUAUGGGCCAGGACUAAUGUGCUUUCUAUUUACCAGUGCCCAUAGGUAUUCCAUAAACACCUGUCUUGCUUGUGGGCCCUGACAUGUUUAUACAUCACUUUCAGAAGCAAACUAUCCAGAAGUCAGUGCUUCCAGGAAUGAUGCACGUAUUAGCCAGUCAGCUGUGUGGUUGGUGAAGUCAUUCCAACAAAGUACCCCUUGCGGAGGGCUGAACUUCUGGAAAGGAGGACAUUUAAGUUGGUGGUCUAUAGGUCAUGAGGGUGGGUAGACAGAUACUCAGUCUGUGUUCAGGCCUGUGGCUUCCAAACAUGCCUGGAUUUGAAGGUCUCCACAGCCCUAAAGAAAGUUUCAGUUCACUUCUAUUUUUAAGAUGUAAAACCUAACAAAAUCUUAGUGAGUUUACUGCAUCUUAUGGACGUAUAACUAUAAGGAAGUAUAGGAAGAUUCCCAGAGGGAAACUGUGAACGCUUCUGUUUUAGCAAUGCUGUGAAUGAGAGGUUUUAUAUGUUGGACUUUACUUUUUCUUUUUUUUUUUAAACCAUGUUGUAUAUUCCAAAGAGUAUGGAUUUUUUUUAUUGCUGUUAUUUUGUUUUUGUUUUUUUUUGUUGUUGUUGUUUGGGGUUUUUUUAGGAUGCAACUCAUCCUGCUUUGCAUCUAAGUUGUUUUAUUUCUCUUGGCACCUUAUAAAUUGCAAAAAAAAAGAUUUAACUUUUUUUUUUGUUUUAAUCAUGCUUGCUUCUUUCUUGCUUUGUCAACUGAAAGAAUCAGCCCCUUUUCAAUGAGGUAAUUUAACUUUUUUCUCUUGGACUUUUUUUUAAUACAACGGCUACAGCCUUGGGUCAUUUUCAACUACUGUACUACUUUAAUGAGUUCCUUGAUAUUUAUGCUUGAUAUUUAGACUUUUCUUAUUUGUUGAUACUAUUAUUAUUUAAAUAUGCCUAUAUUAAAAAGAUCAGCAAUUGCCUUUUUUGGUAGCAGCCAAAGUUAAAUUUAUCACAUUGAAAAAGGCUGGAAUAACGAUGGGUAAAGUGACCUCCUAAUUACCUGCAAAUAUUGUUUACAAUUAUCUCCCUUUCAUUUUACUCAGCUAACUCAGCUCAGAUCCUCAAAGGUAUUUAGGUGCCCAACUCCCACUGAAAUGAUUUGGGCACCAAAAUCUCUCUGAAUUUCUGUGCCUUUCCAUCCAGUUGAGUCAUCUCUCCCCACCCCUUCCCCACUUUUCCUUCAAUGCCAGUGGCAAACCUCAGGAUCAGUAAUAAGGUUAGACAUAGUUCAUAAAGCAGACUGAAUACUCCUUUAACUAAAUAAAUCCUCAUAAGGCCCCAUUCUGGUGCUGAGCUUACCUGGUCUUCCUAACAACUCCGGCAGAGGCCUCAAAGUUCUUUCAAAUGCAAAACCCACGCACAGUUAGUAUGGCCAGGGUGAAAUCCUGGCUCUGAUGGAAUCAGUGUGAGAUUUGCUCUUAGCUUAAUGGUGCCAAGAUUUCUGUGCAGUACAAAAGCUAUGUUCCAGCAUACUGGAAAAUAGAUUAAUUUCAUGCAUCACAAAAUAAAUAGAACUGAACAGGGUUGUCAAACUCAUCUGGAAAACAGGCUAGCAGAGAAGUGACCUUAACGGUUCCACAGUCACCACGUUCUGAGGGAAGAGGAAGGAUAUUUAAAACUGGUGCACAACAUUUUCUGUCCUGUAGCAAAUAUGCAAUGCUUAUACUAACAGCAUGUUAAUACAGAGUCGUCAUUGUUGCCCAUCGUUACAGCACAAACAUAUCAGAUGUCACUGUAAAGUUUAUGGCACUAUUUUAUUUGAGGGUUUGGUCUGAAUGCAGUUGUUGUACUACUCAUUAAUUACAAACUGCUGAUGUUGACACGUGUGCGUUCCAAAUGAUCUGAUUGUUAUUUAAUGUACCUCUUAAAUGAGUGAAACAAUUGCAGGUCAACUCAGAGAGUAUUUGAAAGCAGGACUUCAGAUCAGUGUUUGAUGUUAAAAAAAAAAAUUAAAAGGAUUCAAAUUAAAAAGAUCCUUGGCUGCAGGCAGCGAAACAGCUGGACUUAUUUAAAACCGUUUGUUUUUCAAGUUUUCUUUUUUAUAUGAUUUUGCUUCUUUGUUUAAGUCAGAUGCAGUAGCACUUUGGUAUGGAAAAGUUACAAAUUGAAGAAUCUUACAUUGUCAAUAAGGUCAUUUUUUUGUGCAGAAAAUAGGGAGUGUUUCAAGAGAUCUCAGCAAAAGUUCAAAAUGGUUCUGUUAAAAUACAUACAUGGCCUGUGUUUAGCAUAGUAUUAUUUAUCCUUUUUUGAGAGUAUGCUCUGAACAAAAAGGCAGAAAGCAUCAAAGGUUAUAUCAGGACAGUUAAAAGUAUAUUUUGGAAACAUGGAGACCUUGCUGAAUAUGGAAAUAUGGAGACCCUACCUGUUGUGACGUUUUACCUAGCUGGUAUCUCACCUCUUCAGUAGCCUAAAAAAAAGUCCUUCAUCACUAAACAGUAGCUCUGUUGCAAACCCUAAAACUGUCGCUGUGCAAUUAAAAUCAUCAUUUACGACAGGCUGCACAUCCACCUUGUGACUGGACCACCCAAGUGCACAGUACUGUGAGCAUGAACCCAAAAGUGAGGAAGAAGAGAGAAUCUAGCUGCCCCCCUGCGGAGGGCAUGGCUGCCGGUGGCUGGGUGACUUUGGCCUAGCGGUAGAAGUGAGGCUUAUGCGGUUCAUACACUCCCAGGCCUGUCUGUCGCCACAGCCACAACUGAUUUCGACUAUGUUCAUUUAAGCCCAUAGUAUUGUACUAUGCACUUUUGAAACUAAAACAGCAGUGAUUCACAAGAACGGAGAAAUGGCAUCCCUCGGCCUGCAGAUUAUUCCUAAUAUUUAACAUUUCUUAUGUCUACACUUGUACUUCCUUCACACUUGCCUUAAAUCUGAGGUUUAAUUUUGCACUCCCUGGUGUGAACUGUAUAAGAAAUUGCGGCAUUGGUUCCCACACUUACCCCAUGUCUUUAUUGAAAUGUAACAAAAACCUGGGAUUUCUCAGUGUCUCGUUUGGGAUAAUUGCUAGCAAAUAAUUUUUUGAGGCUAACCUCUCUGUGUAUGUCAAGCACAGAAGACCAAAGAAGCAUCCUCUUUACAGAGGAAAAUCUAAGUUUAUUAUCCCGUGCAAUUAGUCUGUUUAAUCACUGUGGGUUACAGUGUGUUCACUCAACUGUUUAUGAGAAACUACAGUUUCCUCAGGCCUCUAUUUUUGAAGCCAUCCCCUGGCCCACUAAAAACAGCAAAGCUCUUGGAGCUGUAAAAAUGCUUUUAUGUCAUUCCUCUCACAUCCAAAAACAUUUAGCAGGUAGAAAGAGGACAUUUGGAUAAAACGUUUCCCCCAUGGACACAUCUCCAAAUUAUAGUGUGCAUAUAUAAAUUUAUAUAAUGUGUGUGUGUAUGUGUACACACACACACAUACAUACAUACAUAUAGUUUUAUCAUCCCAGUUGCGGAAUGGAAUGAAAAAAAUACUAGUGCUUCUCUUCACAAGUCGCGUUCAGCAGAGUGCCUUGGAUUCCCUUCCCCUCACAAAAUAAGGUUGAUCACAGCCCUUACUGUCAGCUGGUGUGUUCCUUUCACAAGACACAAUUUGUCCAGAUGCAGCCUUAUCAGUCCAUUAAUAUAAGUAUAUAGAGCCCAGUUCUCAAUUGCUCUGAGGCCCAUUACUUUGCUCUUAAACUACAUUUAUGCUCACUUCAAGAGGUCCUGUUAUACAUCUAAAGCAACGUAAAGGAGCUUUUAUGUAACGUGGAGCCAAAUCCAGAGUGCAUCACUGCUCCUAAGGAUUUUAUUUGGAGAAUUGUGCCAAAUUAUCAUCUGGAAAGGAGAAAACCAGUUUCCUCCAAAUGGCCCACAGUCUUUGUCAGAGUGUUCCGAAUUGCUUGCACUCUUGAAACAUUCAUUACUGCUUUCUGGAUGACCUUUUCCACUAGGGUAUUUGAAGAUUCAGGAAAAGUGGAUCAUCUUCUGUUUGAGUAAAACACUUUCUUGUUUUCCUGCAUCAUAACAUUCUAGUAUUUUAUUUCUGUUAACCUUGCUUGGUCAGUACUGAUCACUUGGCAUUUUUUUCUCCUUGUCCUUAAAGGGUUGCAUCAACAGAGUUACUUGUAUUUAUGUAUGUAAAUAGAUUUCCAAAGCUUCAUAGCAAAAUAUUGUUAGUGCUUGUAAUUACUCUGCAUUUUUUUCAUUUUUCUGUGUUUUUAAUGAACUUACCUUUGUGUUUGCUUAAAUACUGUAGUGAGACUUAUUUCUUUCCAAAUUAGUUAUUUUAGGCUUCAAGAGUAACUACAUUUUAUUCACUUUUGUAAACAGUUAUAGCAUGGUCUCUAUUCAACACUCUUCACUUUUUUGUGGUAGGGGAGAAAUGAAUGUGCAAAAAUCUGUGGGUUAUUUGUGGUAUUCUGGAUACAAUAGUUACAUCUUUCUUUCAAACAAAAACUGAACUUUCACUCUGAGAUGGCAGUAUGGUAAGUCUGAGAGGAGAACACAGUGGGAAACGCACUCCUGUCAGAAUGGCAUCAAAGUGUAUUUGUUCAGCAUUUACUGGAUAUGUUUACAAAACAGAUGCUGCAACAUACUGGAACAGUCACAUUUUCCUUUGACACUGUCAUGCUGAACAUUUCCAGAAGGGGAAACUAUCAAGUUCUGGAGGUUUGCUUUCUUGGUUUUGGUUACAGGGGAUUUUUCUUUGGGGGGCGGGAAGGGGGAGGCCACUGUUUUCUGCUACCAAAUAGGAAAAAAGAAUAGGGUAGAUUUUUCCCCCACUACAGGAAGUCUCUAGAUACCACGUCAGAGUAGACUCUUGCUGUACAUAGUGAUGGCUGUGUCCAGCACCACGGGAGAAUUCAUUACAACUAGCACACAGAGCAGCUGGACUGCUGCGUUAGUUCUAAUGAAGACUUUCUUUCUUUCUUUCUUUCUUUCUUUCUUUCUUUCUUUCUUUGUACCACAGUUUCCUCUGUAAAUUCAAUAUCAUAAUUAGUGUGAAUGACAAAUAAAACGUUUGACAAGUAUG